Melanaphis sacchari is the source of this 1019-nucleotide messenger RNA. RefSeq lists its product as uncharacterized. The transcript is spliced from 5 exons. The coding region runs from base 228 to 1019 and encodes 263 amino acids. Gene Ontology annotation, molecular function: NAD+ poly-ADP-ribosyltransferase activity; protein binding. Lineage: Eukaryota; Metazoa; Arthropoda; Insecta; Hemiptera; Aphididae. The record is from RefSeq and is a predicted model, not a curated record.
UUAUUAGUUAAUAAUAAUAUUUAAGGCAUAUUGCAUACUGCAUAGUAUAUCGUGUAGAUCAGUGUACCCUAUGGCCUAUAUUUUCAAAUUGCCGUUAUCAGGGAAUUUUUUUCUGUGUUUUAUAGAAUUUAUUAUUUGUGUCGUAAAUAGUAUUUCCAAAUUUCACUGGUCAAUUUUCGGAUAACACGGUUUUCUAUUAUAUAAUAAUAUAAUAUAUACUACUCAUCAUGAAUGAUUAUUCUAUUGAACCAGUAGUUAAUUCAGAAUUGUAUGAAGUUGAAGAAAUAAGACAUUUAUAUGAUCUUUUUGAUGUUAUAAGUGUUCAUAAAGUACAAAAUCCACUGCUCUGGGGCUUAUACACACUAAGAAAAAAUGAAAUGGAAAUAAAUAAUAAAAAUAUAACAGUAAAUGAAUGGCUUUUAUAUCACGUUACAGCCACCAAAAAUGUUCAAUCAAUUGCUGAAAAUAAUUUAGACUGGCGUUUUACAAGUCGUUGUCGAUAUGGGAAAGGUGUAUGCUUUUCAUAUUGUCCUUUAUAUGCCAACAGAUAUGCAUCAUGUGCUCAAGGAUCAAUGUCUACAGUAGAUUACGAUGAAAAUAUCAUGAAUAUUCUUGUUAAUAUGGGUUUUCCAAGGGAAGCUGUCAAACGAGCAUUAUUUUAUACUAAUAACCAAGGUUUAGGAUCUGCAACCAAAUGGCUUAUGGACCAUAUUACAGACAAUAAUUUUGCUGAACCUUUUUUUCCAUCCAGACAUGAUAGUAAAAUUUCAAUUGAGCGAGCAUUUAUAAUUUGUCGAGUUUUAGUUCAAAGAAUCAAAGAUGUUAGCGUCAAUUAUAAUUUGAAUGUUAUACCUAAUGUUUUUGACACUGCUAAAUCAACAAAUGGUAUGGUUUAUGUAAAAUUUAAUGAUUACGAAUUUUAUCCUCAGUACAUUGUGUAUUAUAGAGAACAUCAUUUUUCUCAAUAUGCUGAUCCAUAUUCAUGUAAUUUCAAUCAUUAUUAUAGUGUUGAUCAAUAA